UAUAACAUAUGUAACACACAUGUACAGUAUUGACACUGUAAAGCAUUGUAGAAUGUAAUAAGAACAUUAAUUAUAAUAGAACAUGCGAUAUACAUAUGUGUAUCGUGAUAUAAGAAACAAAGUACAAAGUAAUCAGUUAUGAGUUUAUUCACACUCUAUUUUUUUGUCCUUGUAAUUUGUGCAGUGGACCAAAGUAUUGUGGAAAUAUAUAGAGUAACAUGUAGCAUUGCUGUUGUAUGCUUUCUUGGUAUGAGUGUACUUCUUUAAUAUUGAACAAUAAAGAAUUAUAUAUUGGCGAAAAAAAUGGUUGCUCAUUCUGCAAAACUGAUAUGUGCAGAAACGAUAACAAUCUCUCAUUAGUCAUAAAUAGCUUAAAAAUUGCGUGCAGACACGUCAACACCUCCCUCAAGGGGUUUCCAUGGUAAUGGUAGCAAACAAAACGGGAAAAGAACAGCCGACAAUGGAUAUUUCUGAGAUUAGUCAUUAUCGUUAAAAACUGGUUAAACACUUUAGGAUCAUCAUACAACAACGCAAUCAUGAAAAUUAUUACGCGCUCGUGCUUUUUUUCGCAACGUGAAAAAAAAUUGCAAUUCUAACAAGUUUUCAAUGAAGCAAUAAAGCUUACGCGAGCGAUCCAAUUUGUUGUGCCAUUGUCGUAAUAAAGUAUUUGAAUCGCGUUGCAGCGGCAUAUCAUCAGUGAUAAAAUAAGAAAAUAAAAUAUGGAUAAUGUUACGUAUGAUAAAACCGAGAAAACAAUUUUACCCGAUUCUCUGCCUGCUAGUACACUUGAAAUACCAUCGUGGUUGCUGGAAAUGACCGACAAUGUAGGAAAAAUGAAUGUAGAUAACGAUGCCAAAUUACUACAAAUGGAGGCAUUUUUGACUGAUAAUCCAUAUCAUUUUAAAAAUUCAUUUCUCAAAAAGGAAGCUGAUGAUAUAAAUACACAAGCCGGCGCAUAUUUAAAUGAUCUUUACGAUGCUGAUGACAAUAUUAAAUUACAAACAUCUGCGAGCAAAUCACUGCCAAAUACACCAAAGAACGAAGAAGUUGAAAGAAAAAAAAUGCGCGCUUGUUCUGCAGUUGUAAAUGCGAAGCAUCGUAUGAAAGACGAUUUUCGCGGAUUAGAUGCAUAUUUAGAAAAAAAGCACCUAGAAAUGCACGGCAAUUAUUUAGCGUCUGAUGAAAAUUAUAAUAACAAUGUGAGGAUUUAUGCUAAGGAAUCUAACUUGAAAUAUUCUACGAAUGUUCAAGAUCGCGCGAAUGCACGGUUACAUUUGUUGGACGAUACUUAUUAUUCUAACAGUUCCAUCUUUAGCGUACAGAAUGGAGAAGAGCCAAAAUUAUUAUCUAGCCAAGAAAUUUCUCAAUCUUUUAGCUUACUUAAAAACGAUUUCAUCAAAAAUAUAGAUCAGGCGUCAAACAAUGAUAUAGAAACAGAUGUAGAAACAGAUAAGAUUUACAGAAAUUUUAUUAUUCCCGAAUUACCAUCUGGAGACUUGUUAGUUAUCGAUAUUCUUUCUACCUGGGGCGACAAAUAUUACGUAGGACUUAAUGGCAUCGAAAUUUUUUCAAGUACCGGAGAACCGGCUAAAAUAAAAGAAAUUUAUGCACAUACGAGUCAAUCGUUGAAUAAUAAUCGUAAUCUUCACACUGUAAAUAACUUAAUUAAUGGUAUUAAUCGAACGAGAGAUGAUGCAAAUUUAUGGUUAACGCCUUAUUCAAAUGGUGAUCAUCAUUAUGUUCAUGUGAUAUUUGAAUUCACGAUUACUAUAGCAAUGAUCAGAAUAUGGAACUAUAAUAAAUCUAGAAUACAUUCCUUUAGGGGAGCCAAAGAUGUUAUAAUUAAAUUGAAUGAUAUUACUAUUUUUGAUGGAGAAAUUGCUAAAGCAUCCGGGGAUGAUAUGGGUAGUCUUGAUUCCUUUGGUGAUACUAUAUUAUUUACGACGGAUGAAAAUAUUCUGGAACUGAUAUCAAAACAUGAUAAUACAUUCAUAGAAUUCAAUAAUGGGACGGAUUGCGAGGAAAAAGAAACAAUUCGCCCGAUAACAGCAACAAUCAAUGAUAUUACUUCAGCAAGACAUAAAAGUAAUGAUUCUGUCGAGAAUUUUUCCAAUUUGUACACCAAUAGCAAAAUUUACAAUACACCUUCUACCGCUUUGUGUUGUAAAGAAGUUCAAUUAAUUAUUAUUUCUAAUUGGGGUUUACAACAUUUGGUUGGUCUUACUGGUAUAAAAUUAAUCGGAGAUCAAAAUACAAUAGUUCCAUUAGCGGACGCUAAUUUAUAUUGCAAUGUAGAAAAUACGCAUUUAACGAAUCUGAUUGAUGGACAUAAUGUUACAACUGAAAUGGAUCAUAUGUGGUUAGCAGAUGUAACAACGAAUAAAAGGAUUACAAUAACUAUUACUUUCAAAACAGAUGUGUAUUUAACAGGAAUGCAGAUUUGGAAUUAUAACGCAUCUUUGGAAUUAUCUUAUUGUGGAGUAAAACGAUUAUUAGUUAAACUGGAUGGUAAACAACUACCCGAUGAAAAUCUUGAGGGUUUCUUGUUAAGACGCGCUCCGGGAUCUUGUCAUUAUGACUUUGCUCAAGAAAUUAAUUUCGCUAAUAAUCCAUCUGCCCAAGUACACCUUUCGGAUCAACCUGUUGAUUUAGUUAAAUCGUCCGAAGAACCUACAUCUUUGGAUUCAAACUAUGAAGCUCCGUCAAUGCCGCAAGGAUUCGUUUAUCAAAUAAUAAUCUUCUCCACAUGGGGAGACUCUUACUAUGUUGGUCUGAAUGGAAUACAAAUAUAUGAUAAUUAUGGAAAUGAAAUCAAAUUAACUGCAGAUAAUAUAGCCGCAUUUCCUGAAAGUGUUAAUAUAAUAGAAGGCAUAGAUAAUGACAUUCGUACACCAGAUAAACUUAUCGAUGGAAUAAAUAAUACUAAGGACGGACGUCACGCUUGGUUAGCACCUAUACUUCCUGGACAAACAAAUCGAGUGUAUCUAAUAUUUUACCACCCUGUUAUGGUAUCAACGAUUAAAAUAUGGAAUUAUGGAAAAACGCCGCAAAGGAGAGUUAAAGAAUUUGCAAUAUUGGUAGACGAUCUGUUAGUUUACAAUGGAACUUUAGAUAAAUAUAAUUCAUAUGGACUGGUAACAUUUGUGAAAGAAAAUAGUAACAAUGAGAACCUGGUCAACUGUCCGGAACAAGAAAAUCGCCUUUUAAAUUUACAAAGGAAUACUUUAGGUGCUAACUCGUUACCAGACCCUUCUCUUCGUCCACAUACAUCUUUACAAUUUAAAUAAUCA
This is a messenger RNA of Camponotus floridanus (Florida carpenter ant), 3290 nucleotides long. RefSeq names its product protein KIAA0556. Bases 720 to 3287 code for a protein of 855 amino acids. The transcript has 14 exons. The record is from RefSeq and is a predicted model, not a curated record. NCBI's taxonomy places the organism in Eukaryota, Metazoa, Arthropoda, Insecta, Hymenoptera, Formicidae.